UCUUCCGUCGCAAAAUGAUUACGUCAUGUUUGACAGCGUCACAACAAUUGUGUAAUUGUCCAAACUAGGGAAGGUAACAGAUGUCUCGCUUACUGUCAUCUGUUUCCAGCUGCAAAUAUUUAUUUUCAAAGAGUCUUAUCUCGGAAUCGCCAUUGUUAGGAUGGUUCCGGUUCACCAGUGGUGCAGUAAAAGAUCAAGCACCUCUGAAAAAAGCUACAACUCCCCAGGGACGGUUUGACGUGGACGAGGAGAAAACCAAGGGCGUUCUGGAGAGGUUUCCUGAGGAUGUGAAUCCUGUGACAAAGGAAAAGGGGGGUCCCCGAGGUCCAGAGCCCACCCGCUAUGGAGACUGGGAGAGGAAGGGUCGCUGUGUGGACUUCUAAUUCACUGCCUAAGUUGUACAGUCUUGCACCUGAAAAAUAUCCAUUUGAAUGUUGUUCAUUUGGUAUGUCUGCAAUGUUGUUAAGAUCAGACAGUGAGGAAAAUACGUUUGUGAGUGGUCUAACAAAUCCAACCAAGGACACAAAGGAAGUCUGCCUUAAGUCUUAAGUCUAAGUGGUUUGGGUGGCACUGAGAAGCAGUUAAAAACGGAGAUACUCUUCGAAUUUUUAAACACAAUCCUUACCCACUUUUCCAAAGCCAAUUCCAUUAAAGUUAUCCAUCCAUCCAUCAUCUGAUCGCUUAUCCUUACGUGGGCUGCGGGCGUGCUGGAGCCGAUCCCGGCUGUCUUCGGGCAGUAGGUGGGGUACACUUUGAACUGGUUGCCACCCAACAAGCCACCUAACAAGGGUCACGGUGGGUGCUGCAGCCUAUCCCAGCUGUCUUCUGGCAGUAAACGGGGGGCACCCUGAACCCUGAACCGGUUGCCAGGCAAUCGAUGGGCACACACAGACCAACAACCAUCUGCGCUCACACUCACACAUAGGGACCAUUUAGCAUAGGUGUCAAACUGAGGUCCGGGAGGGCCACUGUCCUGCAUGUUUUCCAAGUCUCCCUUUUGCAACACACCUGACUCAAAUGAUCAGAUCAUCAGCAACCUCUGCGCAAGCCUGACAUUGAACUUGUUCAUUUGAAUCAGGUGUGUUGCAACGGGGAGACUUGGAAAACAUGCAGGACAGCGAUCCUCCAGGACCUGAGUUUGACACCUAUGAUUUAGAGCAGGGGUGUCAAAGUCAAAGGGACCGAGGUCCAGAUAAAAAAAUUUGCUGCAAGCCGAGGGCCGGACUGAUCGAAUGUUCAUUCAAAAAUGACCACAUAUGGUUUAUUGAACCAAAGUUAAUUGACUGAAAACCUAACAAAUACAUUACAAUAUGAUCAGAUAAAUAAAGCAACAUGUUCUUAUGGCUCUAUCAGUAAACUUUAAUUUUCAACAGGCCCAAAAAACAAAUUUCCUUUGUAUAAAAAUACCCAUAAAAUGAAUGAAAGAAGCCGGUAUUAUUGAAGGCACCGUCAAUAAAUAGCCCAUAUUGUCUCUUUUAGCAAAAGUAGGCUAAAAUUACUUAGAAGUAAAACAAAUAAUAGCAAUUUUCGAUCAUUUACUCAAAUAGAAUAUUUUUAAAACAUAAUUGGAUUUAAAUACAAUAAAAUAAAGUGGAAAUUUUUAUUAACCAAAAACAACACUUCAAGGAGAAGUAACAUACAGUGAAAACCGAUACAGUAUUAUACUCGGAGAUGAAAGUGGACUUUUCUGAAAAUUCCGCAUGAAUUAGUUUACACAAAACUUUAUUCAAGUACUCGACAUUCAAUGAUUAAUCUUCCUUUUGUGUGCACACGUGUACCCUUUGUGGCUUACGUUCUCGCCGAAAUUUCGAAAUCUCCGAGAUAUGGCGAGGCCACGAUAAUGCGAGGCGAGGGUUUUAAUCCUUGUGGCGACGCCACUCAAGCUAAGCGAGCCUCAGUAGUACAUAGUUCGCUGCGCUCUAUUUUUUUUAAUCUUUAUUGAACAAGUCAGAAUACAAUUCUCAGCAAAGAGAAAAACAAAACGAACGUUCAACCAAUACAUACAUAUUACAAACGUUUAAACAAAAAAGAAGAAAAAAAAGCCAGGGGAUUUUUGACAAAAAUUUCAAAUAAGGAGCAUGUAGCCAGACUCUUAACAGCUUUUUUGUUUUUGGAAUCCAUAAUAGAGCUCAGGUACUGCUUUGUUUCUGCUUCAAAUCUUUAGAAAAUAGGUUUUGAAUAAUUCCAUCUGGAUUUGUGGAUAUGGAAUUUAGCGAGAAUGAUUAUUAAAUUUAUAAUGA
Hippocampus zosterae (dwarf seahorse) is the source of this 2240-nucleotide messenger RNA. RefSeq names its product succinate dehydrogenase complex assembly factor 4 (gene sdhaf4). The transcript is spliced from 3 exons. Gene Ontology annotation, cellular component: mitochondrion. The record is from RefSeq and is a predicted model, not a curated record. Bases 81 to 383 code for a protein of 100 amino acids. Gene Ontology annotation, biological process: mitochondrial respiratory chain complex II assembly. NCBI's taxonomy places the organism in Eukaryota, Metazoa, Chordata, Actinopteri, Syngnathiformes, Syngnathidae.